GUAGAUCAUCGUACAGCGGACAUUCCAACAGUACAUGACGUUCAACCUCAAUCUUAUCACUACAUUGAAAACACACCCUUGUGUGUGUGCGUGCGUGCGUGCGUGCGUGCGUGCGUGUGUGCUGGGGUGGGGUAUGGCUAUAUAUAUGGAUAUGGGGGAUUACGUAUGGGUUGUGGCAUACCCGCCGUCAAGACAUCACGUGAGCGAAGACAGGUCACGUGAUAAACAAGAGACUGAAUACCAGGAAGUGAGGCGCGGAGAGACAGGCCGCUCACAACGGUGUAGUUAUUGAGAAGUACCAUUCCAAGUCCACGUCUCAGCUAAGGAAUCUGGAAUCCAAGACACGGUCACCCAUUGAAAGCCACUUCACAGAAUCGGUGAUGGGAGCGGAGGUGGUGAGGGCGUACGGGGCUCAAGACAGAUUUGUCCAUAAGCUUGAGGACCGUAUAGACAACUACAACAGGGUGGCCUUCUACCGGCUGUUCUCCCACAGGUGGAUGGGUAUACACCUCUUGGUAGUUGGCAAUGUCAUCUGCAGUGCGACAUCUUUGCUGUGGAAUCUGACCAAGGGAAUCAAAUCCGGUGCUCUGGUUGGGCUUGGGACGGCUUUUGCACUAGAUAAAAAUUCCUCCUUGGGGUUCAUGGUUAUUACUCAGAGCGAGGUGGAGGUCAAUCUCAUGUCCAUGGACAGAGUCCAGCAUUAUAUCAGCAAUCCAAGUGAAGCAGUUUUGAGAAAGAGACAGCUUUCCUUGAACUGGCCCGACAAAGGCAGGCUUGAAUUUCUCAACUACAGCCUCUGAUAGCGGCAGGACAGGGAACUGGUGCUGAGGAACAUCUCAUUUACUGUAUGUGGAGGAGAGAAGAUAGGUGUUGUCGGCAGAACAGGAGCGGGUAAAUCCUCCCUGAUGCUCUCCCUUUUCCAUC
Molecule: messenger RNA, 924 nt
Organism: Haliotis rubra (blacklip abalone)
Lineage: Eukaryota; Metazoa; Mollusca; Gastropoda; Lepetellida; Haliotidae
Product: multidrug resistance-associated protein 1-like
Exons: 6
Coding region: 381-800 (139 amino acids)
Biological process (GO): positive regulation of DNA-templated transcription; transmembrane transport
Cellular component (GO): membrane; chromatin; nucleoplasm
Molecular function (GO): ATP binding; ATPase-coupled transmembrane transporter activity; zinc ion binding
Source: RefSeq, a predicted model, not a curated record